AUGAUCCACAACUACCAAACCAACAACGACCAGAAGAUUGAAUUAGUAUGGGUUCCAUCGCACGUCUCCAUUCCUGGCAAUGAUCAAGCAGACCGUUGUGCCAAGGAAAGUCUGAGUCUGGAGGAUAUCGAGCCUGUAGAAUACUCCUAUUCGGAGUUCUGCAGUAUCGUAUCUUCUAGGAUCAACCAGAAAUGGUCUGACAUGUUACGGAACCUCGACACCGCAAGAUACCAGAUUGAUCCGAAGAUACCAAACCAAACCAAACCAAACCAUCCAUAUGUAGCCAUCUGCAAAGUGGCAACCAGACUCCGGACCAACAACAUACUACGAGACCAUCAGUUCAACGCCAUUAAAUGUCGCUGUGGCCACGUUGCCACAAGGUCGCAUGUCCUCAUUCAAUGCACUGAACUGAAACCCGCUCGUCUUCGAGUUUUCCAACAGAUAACAGAUAAUCUAACCAAACCAAACCAAACCAACGACUACCAUUCGACUACCACUCAACAAGAAAUACCAUCAUCAGAACAAAUUUGGAAGAAUGAAGGAGACCGAGUAACUCACGCUACACCAUCCAGGGCCGAGUUUCACCGCCAUGUCAUUCGACCCGACCAGAUCUAA
Molecule: messenger RNA, 615 nt
Organism: Lottia gigantea (owl limpet)
Lineage: Eukaryota; Metazoa; Mollusca; Gastropoda; Lottiidae
Exons: 2
Coding region: 1-615 (204 amino acids)
Molecular function (GO): RNA-DNA hybrid ribonuclease activity; nucleic acid binding
Source: RefSeq, a predicted model, not a curated record